Molecule: messenger RNA, 1305 nt
Organism: Notothenia coriiceps (black rockcod)
Lineage: Eukaryota; Metazoa; Chordata; Actinopteri; Perciformes; Nototheniidae
Gene: shld2
Product: shieldin complex subunit 2
Exons: 3
Coding region: 13-1305 (430 amino acids)
Biological process (GO): regulation of double-strand break repair via homologous recombination
Cellular component (GO): nucleus; site of double-strand break
Source: RefSeq, a predicted model, not a curated record
UCUGCGGUCGGUAUGUCUGACCGCCAGAAGAUCCACGUGUUCCUGGGGGCUCCUCCCCCGACCCGCGGCCCAGCAUCAGGGCCUCCAGCUGGGGGAGGGGAGGAGCGGAGACCCCCUGCUGACUGGAGACCCCCUGCUGACUGGAGACCCCCUGCUGACUGGGGACACCUGGAGCUCCGCUGGCAGGACGGACACCUGAAGGCAGCACCAGACGUGACAGGAUGUCGUCUGCCUGAGGAAGCGAUCGUCCCGGAGAGCGUAGAACCUUUUACUUUACGGAGCGAUGAGACGGAUCAGGAUCACAGGAAGCCUGAAUCUGAUUGGACGACAGAGGAAGACCCCCGACAGGAAGUCCAGUGUUCGGCUUUGGUUCUGGAGUAUCUGGACAGCUGUUUCUCUGCACACCGCUCCCCCCCGACUCCUCUCUCCACACACACUCACUUCCUGUCCACCUGGACGCUCAGUCAGGCCUUAAUCCUGAAGGGCAGACACGCCGUCCAAUCAGCAUCCAGUCCUGAGAGAACUCUGCCUCCUCAAGCCCCGUCUGAAAAUGUGUCACUUCAAGCUCCGCCUCUUCAAACCCUAGCCCCUCAAAUACUGCCUCCUCAAACUCCGCCUCGUCAAACCCUGUCUACUCAAACUUUGUCACCUCAAGCUCCGCCUCUUCAGACCCUAUCCCGUGAAAUACGCCAUUCCCAAACCCCGCCUCCUCAACUUCUGCCCCCUCAAAUACCCCAUUCACAAACUCCGCCUCCUCUAUCUCAAGCCCCGCCUCUUCAAACCCCGCCUCCUCAAGCCACGCCUCCCUCUAUGUCCUCCAGCACCCCGGAGCUCUUCAGCCCUUUGAGUUUGUCUCCUAUAGCGUCUUCCCUGGAGCUCUUUACCGCUCCCUGCUGGACGGAGGGUGCUGUAGUGGUGGAGGAGUGUGGUGUAGUGGUUGAGGUAACCCCCGACGGCGUGCUGAUGUCCCAGAAUGCUGAGCGGCGAGACUCCCCCUCCAAAUCCCCGGACAAAAAGAGAGCUCUGAUCUCAGAAACCCCCAAAUCCCGAGGCGGUCCCACCCUCCUGAACCAGUGUGCCCUUCAGGGGGGUCGCUACUCGGUACUGGUGGCCGUGGUGCACCCCUCCCACCUGAAGGAGAUCAAGGUGAGGUCGGGGGCCUGCGUUCCUCUGGCCUCCAUCGUGGUGACAGAUCAAUCAGGAGUGGAGAUGAAGGUGGUGCUGUGGAGGAGGGCGGCUUUCUGGGCGCUGACCGUCACUCCGGGAGAAAUCCUGCUCAUCACAGGUAAACAAACACACAGGUAA